CGAUCCCCGGCCGGCCACCUACCACCGGUCAGCCCCAUCAAUCUCUGAGGCAGCGUCAGCCAUCACGCCUCCCUCAUCGAUCUCCCCGCCGCCGCCGCUGCUAAUACCAGAUAAUGGAGGCCGGCGCCGCCGCUGCUGCCACUGCCAUCUACCCUCUGCACCGAUGCAAAACCAUACACCUGGUGAGGCAUGCCCAAGGUGUCCACAACGUGGAAGGCGACACGGAUCACAGCGCCUACAUGAAACCCGACUUCUUCGACGCGAGCAUCACUCCCUUGGGCUGGAACCAGGUUGACCUCCUGCGAGAGCAUGUGAAGGAAUCUGGGCUUGCAGAAAAGAUUGAGCUGGUUAUUUGUUCUCCUUUGUCGAGGACCAUGCAGACUGCAGUGGGAGUUUUUGGUGGCGAAAGCUGCAGUAAUGGUGUGAGUGUGCCUCCACUGAUGGUGGAGAAUGCUGGACGUCCGGCAGUUUCAAGUUUGAACUGCCCACCAUUUCUUGCUGUUGAGGCCUGCAGGGAGCGCUUGGGUGUCCAUCCUUGUGACAAGAGGAGGAGCAUCACAGAGUACCGUGCUCUCUUCCCUGCCAUUGAUUUUUCGCUGAUAGAGAGUGACGAAGAUGUUCUCUGGGUACCAGAUGUCAGAGAAACCUUUGAGUCACUCGCAGAAAGGGGUAUGAAGUUCAUUGACUGGCUAUGGACAAGAGAAGAGAGAGAGAUAGCCAUCGUCACCCAUAGCGGUUUAUUAAGCCAUACCUUGCGCAUGUACAGCAAAGAGUGCCAUCCAACAGUAGCACAAGAAGUGAGCAAGUACUUUGCAAACUGCGAGCUCCGGUCCUUGGUACUGGUUGACAGGAGUAUGCUUGGUUCAGAUGGCCCCAGUUACAACAACUACCCUGGCAAAAUGAAAAUCCCAGCCGGACUUGAUCUGCCCAGCGAUGACAAGAAGCAACCUCUUCAGAACCAGAGCGGCUGAGCAGGCCUGUCUUGGGGCUUGUUUGGUGUUCACCACCACUGAUUCCUUUUCUUUUGUCAUCCUAUUUUGAAACUUCCCUAGCUGCAGU
Molecule: messenger RNA, 1059 nt
Organism: Zea mays
Lineage: Eukaryota; Viridiplantae; Streptophyta; Magnoliopsida; Poales; Poaceae
Product: Phosphoglycerate mutase-like protein
Exons: 10
Coding region: 114-971 (285 amino acids)
Cellular component (GO): cytoplasm
Molecular function (GO): phosphatase activity
Source: RefSeq, marked provisional